Molecule: messenger RNA, 441 nt
Organism: Helobdella robusta
Lineage: Eukaryota; Metazoa; Annelida; Clitellata; Rhynchobdellida; Glossiphoniidae
Exons: 1
Molecular function (GO): UDP-glycosyltransferase activity
Source: RefSeq, a predicted model, not a curated record
GGUCACCAAGCCACCAAACUUUUCAUCACACACGGCGGUCUGAACAGCAUCAUCGAAUCGGUAAACCACAAAAAACCAAUAAUAGUCGUCCCGAUAGGUAUAGAUCAAAUAAGCAACGCAGCCAUGGCGGUUAAGAAAGGAUACGCCCUGACCAUGCCACUUGACAACAGCCUUUCAGUGAAUGAUUUCAUCACAAAUAUCAAAAACGUUAUUGCCGCUAACUCGACCUACAAAAAGAAUGCAGAAUUUUAUUCAGAAAUUCUUCGAGAUAAGCCAGUUGCUGUUGGGAAGAGAGUGAGCCGAUUGAUUGAGCAAGUGCUGGAAUAUGGAGACAAUCAUUUAAGAAGCAGCGCAUUUGAACUGAACGCCUUACAAUUUUUUAUGUUCGAUGUCUUCGCUGCAAUCAUUGCUGUCUUCAUUUUUGUAGUUGUUUUCAUUUUU